AUGUCUGUCAAAGUUGCCAUCAUCGGCGCAGGCCUAAUUGGCCCCCGCCAUGCCCAAUCUGUCCUCUCAAAUCCAUCCACAGAGCUAGUCGGGCUGGUAGACCCCGCUCCAACAGGCGCAGCCACCGCCGCCGAAUUAAAGACAAGCUACUUCCCUUCCGUAUCAGCCCUUCUAUCCUCCCCAGACAAACCAGACGCAGCAAUUGUUUGCACGCCAAAUCACACCCAUGUUCCCGUCGCAAAGGAACUCCUAGGAGGCGGCGUUCACGUCCUCCUCGAGAAACCAUUCAGUGAAACCCUAGAAACAGGCCGCAGUCUACUGGAAUACGCAAACGCGCCUGAGCGCGCCCAUCUCAAACUUCUAGUCGGCCAUCACCGCCGUUUCAACCCCUAUGUACGCGCGACUAAAUCCGUUCUCGACUCCGGCUCCCUAGGACGUCCAAUCGCAAUCAACGGCCUCUGGACCAUCUGCAAACCAGCAGCAUACUUCGCACCACCAGGUGACUGGCGCGCAUCCCGUGCCCGAGGUGGCGGCGUGAUUCCCAUUAACCUCGUCCACGAUAUCGAUUUAAUGCACCAUUUCUUCGGCCCCAUCGUCCGCGUACAAGCCGAGAAGACUCUCCCACAACGCCCAAGUCCACCCCACGACGCAGAUGAAGGCGGCGCAUUAACACUGCGCUUUGCAUCGGGUGUUGUUGGUACAUUCAUCGUCUGCGAUGCUACGCCUUCCCCGCAUAACUUUGAGACUGGCACCGGGGAGAACCCGCUUAUUCCCCGUUCGCCUACGGGUGAAGGUGCAGACUUUUAUCGUAUCUUUGGCUCCGAUGCGUCGCUUAGUGUGCCGGAUUUGACCCGGUGGAGUUAUGAUGGGCGACCUGAGAAGAGUUGGUCUCAGACUCUGAAUGUUGAGAAAAUUCCGCUGCCGGAUGAGUCCGCGCCUUUUGAUUUGCAGCUUGAGCAUUUUGUGGAUGUUAUUAGGGAAAAGGCGGUGCCUAGUUGUUCUGGGGAGGAGGGGUUGAGGGCUUUGGUUGUUUGUGAAGCUGUUCAGAAGGCCAUGGAAACUGGUCAGCCUGUUGAGAUUGCGGUUGAUUUGUUGACAUGA
This is a messenger RNA of Penicillium longicatenatum, 1101 nucleotides long. Its product is annotated as Gfo/Idh/MocA family protein. The transcript has a single exon. NCBI's taxonomy places the organism in Eukaryota, Fungi, Ascomycota, Eurotiomycetes, Eurotiales, Aspergillaceae. Gene Ontology annotation, molecular function: nucleotide binding. The record is from RefSeq and is a predicted model, not a curated record. The coding region runs from base 1 to 1101 and encodes 366 amino acids.